AUGGAAGAUGGACUAUCGUGGAGUUCAUAUCUUUGUGGUCAGUUUGAAAGCAGCUGUAAAGUAUUUUGGGAGGACGUAUCCAAACUACCUCUCAAUGACAAGGCAUCGUCGAUAAUCAAAUCUGCCCGUGCACAAUUACUUAUCAUAUCACCACAGUAUAUCGAACUUUACGAUGAGUAUAUUCACAAUUUAUUGAUAAACCCAAUUGGGUUUCUCUGUGGUGUGGAAGUGGACUCGGUUGACUACACUGAAUUUGUGAAGAGAAAUCCAGUAUUUACAGAAUGGAUGUUGGUUUCUGCAACAGAUGAUAUAGAGAAAAUAGCAUCUGUGGUGUUUCAGGCAAUAGAAAUGGCUACCCCACCAGACGACAUGUAUGUAAGAGUUGACAGGCCAGCACGGAAGUCAACAAAGAAAAGCAAAUACCCUAGGGAUAUUGCUAAAAAACUAAAUAAAGACAAGAUGGUUAUCCAACCUUCCAAAGCUUUGUGUGGCGAAGCUGCUACAUUAGUUGUUAUUUUAAAAGCAGCCCUUCUCACAGACACCACUACAAAAUACACAGUCAAGUUCAAAAGUGCAACAAAAGAAAUCGAUAUGGAAGCAACAAGACUAAAUGAAUUUACUUUAACUGUGCAAGUCCCACAAGAUUUUCCACCAGGAAGUGCCAUAGCUACAGUUACAAAACCAGGUGUUCUCAGCAGUCUUGGAGAAUGUCGCUUCAAAUUUGAGGAUAAACUAAAACACAUCAGUGACUACAUUUUGGAUACACUCAAUCCAAUUGAUUUUCUAUGCCAAGCGAUGGAAAUAUCACCAAGUGACGUGGUUGUGCUAGAUAACAUUUUGACAUCAAACUACAAAAAGAGCAUGCCAUGGGAAGGACUGGAUAAAAUGGGCUCAAUAGUACAUGAAAUGCAAGCAGUGGCCAAGACCAGAGAGACUCCAACACUUAUACAUUUUGCUGCCAAGUUUGGUCUUCGGGAGUUGUGUGCCCUCUUGAUCAAUUCUCCUGGUGCUAUAUUAGCAUAUGAGAUAGAGAAUUGUAAUGGCGACUACCCGCAUGAUCUCGCCAGUCAAUCUGGCUAUGAAGAUCUUGCAGUAUUUCUCUCAAGUUUUGUGGUGAGUACUGACAACUUCCUGGCACUCCAAAGACAGCUUGAAAUCCAAGGAUUAUAUGAUGUACCAUUUGGUGUUGCAAUUCCUGCUGAUCCACUAUUUGAUUGUAAAAGAAAUGAACUUGAAAAACUGAUAAAUGGUGAGGAGACGGACAUAGAAAAUAUUUACGAUACACUACCAGGAUUAAGUGAUGAUAUAUAUGACUCGGUGGAAGAUGAAGAUCGUGCAACUCCAGCUCCGUUUGACUUAGCUUCAAGAUAUUCAUUUCGUAGACCUGUAAUGUCAACAGGUCCAGGUAAAACCAUAGAAGAUCCAUCUGAGAUAUACAGCGCUGCACAGAAAGAGCUUAUUAACAUACAGAAACAGGUGAAGGAUAAAAUGAUAUCGAUUGAUGAUGCAGUAAGAAUAUUUGAAGCUUUCAAGUUACAUGAAAAGGACCAGUUUUAUUCGUACAAGACACAGACAGAAUUCAUCUAUGCUGCAAGAGACAGUUUAAGCAAGAACAAAGAGAAACUACAAUCUCAGCAGCAGCAGCAGCCUAGCAGAGCACCUGCUGCUCCACCUGAUAUUCCCCCAAGAGGAGUGUCAGAGGAACAGGAACGAUGGAAUAAAUUGUAUCGCAAGAUGACAGUCAAGGUUGAUAAGGGUGCCAGGAAGAAGAAAGCGAUAAGACGAGGAUCUGAGGAGUUUUCACGUGGUAUUCAACGUCACGGACGUGACGGAAGUAAUAGCAGUACAGCAAGUAUUUGUGAGGAAGCCGGUAAACACUGUGAACUAAUGUACGAUGAUGUUGAAAAUUGUAACAAACAUCCAGAUAACCAGCGAAUGCAAGCAGGACCAGGUAUACUAGGAGAAUGGUACGACGCAUGCGUCGCUUACUACAAAGUUCCUGAACGCCUCCCAGUAUUUGACUUUUCUGAUCCAUUCAUAAAAUACAGCGCAAACACGGCACAAAUGUAUGUACUGGAAGGAAAUCCACUAAACUUCCAGCCCGAGAAUCCGUUCGGCAGAAAAAUAGGAUUUUUGAGCGGUUUUGCCGCGGACGAAGAGUGUAUUGUGAAACAUACUCCUGAGAAGGACUCCAUCUUGCCAGGCCAUAAAUUCUACGCAUCAAGCGCGUUUGAGUUAGCCGAGAUGCUGCGAAAUAAAGAGAUUGAUGCGGCUUUUCUGUUUACUGACAUCGAAGAGUUUCCCGAUAUAAAACCUGUUGGCCAGAAUUUCAUUUGCAGUGACACUGACACGUACUUGGUCAUGCGUAAAGGGAGUCCUCUACGUCAAUGGUGGAAUAAAGCAUUUGCGCGUGUUGUUGAAGAGGGUAAAUAUUAUGGAGUUUGCUUCAAGGCCGAGAGAAAAUAUGGUGAGUUUAUCUUCCCAGUUACAUCACUCACAUAA
Messenger RNA from Saccoglossus kowalevskii, 2502 nucleotides. Its product is annotated as phosphoinositide 3-kinase adapter protein 1-like. Gene Ontology annotation, molecular function: signaling receptor binding. NCBI's taxonomy places the organism in Eukaryota, Metazoa, Hemichordata, Enteropneusta, Harrimaniidae. The record is from RefSeq and is a predicted model, not a curated record.